CGGGGUGACGUCCCAGCCAGGAGCUCUCGUGACUCCUUCUCCUCCUCCUCUUUCUUCGUCCAUGGUCUCCUUUUGAUUCUGCAUGACAGAAGUCAGUCUCAUCUUGAUGUGAGGAUGCUGUCGGUUGCACUGUUGGUGUUGGCCCUCUGUGGCACGGCCCUUAGUGAUCCAGUUUACAGAGCAGGGGCACCCAGAUGGGACCCUUACCAUGGACAAGCCAUCUUCCAGGGAAAGAAGCACGCACGCCUUCUGAAGCAAGGAGCUGGCCUCGACCCGGAGGUCGACAUGAACAUUUCUGAGAUCAUCCGUCGCUGGGACUACCCGGUGGAGGAGCAUGACGUGGUGACGGAGGACGGCUACAUCCUGUCCGUCAACAGGAUCCCCCACGGCCUGCAUCAGAAGGCCUCAGGCCCCAGGCCCGCGGUGCUCCUGCAGCACGGCCUGUUGGCGGCCGGCAGCAACUGGAUCACCAACCCGCCCAACUCCAGCCUGGGCUACGUGCUGGCGGACGCCGGCUACGACGUGUGGAUCGCCAACAGUCGCGGGAACACCUGGUCCCGGAGACACGUGGAGCUGGACCCAGAGCAGGACGCCUUCUGGAAGUUCAGUUAUGAUGAGAUGGCCCAGAAGGACCUGCCUGCCAUGGUGGACUACAUCCUGAAGAUCACGAGCCAGGAGAAGAUCUUCUACAUGGGACACUCCCAGGGAACCACCAUAGCCUUCCUGGCGUUCUCAAGCAUGCCCGAGCUGGCCAGUAAGAUCAAGCUGUUUGUGGGUCUGGCUCCAGUCGCCACCGUGGCCUUCGCCAAAAGCCCCAUUACCAAGCUGUCGUUCCUCCCCGACUUCCUGAUAUGGGACCUAUUCGGCAGGAAGAAAUUCCUCCCCCAGAAUGACAUGAUCAAAUGGUUCGCAGAGAACAUCUGCAACAAGGUGGUCCUCAGCGAGCUGUGCGGCAACCUCUUCUUCCUCCUCUGUGGCUUCGACGAGCUAAACCUCAACAUGACCCGUGUCCCCGUCUACACCACCCACUGCCCCGCCGGCACCUCGGUGCAGAACAUGAUCCACUGGUCCCAGGCCGUGCAUGGUGGAAGGCUCAUGGGUUACGACUAUGGGUACAAUGGGAACAUGGCUCACUACAACCAGUCCACUCCCCCUCUGUACCACGUGAAGGACAUGACGGUUCCCACUGCUCUGUUUACCGGGGGACAUGAUACGCUGGCGGACCCCAAAGACGUGGCCCUCCUGCUCACUCAGGUCUCCAACCUGGUCUUCCACAAGCACAUCAAGCACUGGGAACAUCUGGACUUCAUCUGGGGCCUUGACGCCCCUGAACAGAUGUAUCCAGACAUCCUCAAACUCAUGCAGCUCCACGAUAAAUCUGCAGGAAGGGUUCUACCUAUGUGUGUGUUGGUGUUUUGUGUGUUUGUGUGUGUGUUGUGUGUUUGUUUUCAGACGGCAGAUUUGACUGUUUUUAAUCACCACCAGAGGUCACUAUCGUGUCGUACCUCUGUGUGUAGUGACUUAUGAACAAAACUAAGCAACUAUGAACAAUGGACAGAAUAAUAUUUUAUUGUGAAGGGAAAAAGGAUAGGAAUGGGUUGGUGGAACCACUGACUACUUGUAUCUACUAUUUUUGGUUGACUUUGUGUGUGUGUGUGUGUGUGUGUGUGUGUGUGUGUGUGUGUCUGUCUGUCUCUAAUAGAGACUGUGACACUGAGGCCUUGAAUCAGAUGUUUUCUACUUUUUUAAUGAAAUCUGAAAUCUUGACUUUAAAGCUUUGUUUCUUUCUAAGAUUAGCAACUAGGAACAAUAUACAGAAUAAAGUUUUUAAUGCAAAGGGUAGGAGGAGAGGAAUGGAUGAGUACUUUUAUCUGAGUACUUUUAUCUGGUUACAUUCUUUGGAUGUGUUUGUGUGUGGUUUGAGUUAA
This is a messenger RNA of Gadus chalcogrammus (walleye pollock), 1928 nucleotides long. Its product is annotated as putative lysosomal acid lipase/cholesteryl ester hydrolase. NCBI's taxonomy places the organism in Eukaryota, Metazoa, Chordata, Actinopteri, Gadiformes, Gadidae. Bases 115 to 1527 code for a protein of 470 amino acids. The record is from RefSeq and is a predicted model, not a curated record. The transcript has 11 exons.